UGGUUUAGUUGAAGUGUGUCCGUCAUAGCGUUUGGUCGUGUAUUUUAUUCCGUUCCGCAAUUUUGUGCUGGUUGUGUGCUCAGAAAAGUGAAAACCGCAACAAAAAAUAAAACCAUUACCACUUCGGGCCUAUGCAUUAUUAUAUUUGCUCGUUGAAAAGAGAGCGGGAGCGCAUGUAAAAGCCCGCUCACAUAACACGACAAACCAUUAACAAAUAUAUAAUUGCGUAGAGAGCGUUCGGCAUAGCUGCAAUAUGAAAAACAUAAUGCUAACAAACCCCAUGCAUUGCUGCAAUAUGAGUGGGGGAGUGUCGUCUACAUGAAAACUAAAGUGAAUUAUUUAUAUAUUUCAAUAAAUUAAAUGCGCUAUAUUGACGUUGAGACAAUAUUUGAAUUAAAGUGCUCGAAAAAAAUAUUUUCUACGUUUUUGGCGACUUUUAUUUAAGCAUACAUAAAUAUGGCAUGUUUGCACACCAGCAACGUUGGUCCUUAAGCUCCCGCAUACAGGUGCUUGACCCAAUUGUUGUAUAUCAUCAAUAAAAUACAAACACAUUACAAAACAAAAAGAGCAAAAAAACUUAUUUUACACAAAACCAAAAAGCAGCAGAAAAAAAUUUAGCUGCUUUUUAAUACACAGUGUUGAUUUCUGCAUUUCUGUUCGUUCGCACAUUUGAGUUACACACUUUUGUUGUUUCUCUCUCUUUGUUCUCCCGUUUAUGUAUUUUCUUCUGCUUUGUUCAAUUUGUUGCUCAUUGUGUUUCUGUGAAGUGAAGUAUUUAUAAGUUGUAAAGCGAAUGCAAAUCGAACAGAACUGACUCGACUAUGCUGCAUGCAAACUUUUAAGUUAUUUCAAUUGAAUUUUUCGUUGAACGAUGGAUCGUCGUGGAUUGAAGUUUAUUUCGAAAAGAACGGAUAUUGAAAGCGACGUCGUCACACAUCCAACGCCUACCAACGUCUACUUACCUACUCAGCCAUUGAAGGAUAACUCGAAUAUUAGGAUUAUCAGAGUGAAUUCGGAGUACACACAGUCAGUGGAUAGCACAACAGCUGCAUUAAAACAACAGCAACAGCAACAACAACAAGCGAACACCACCACUACAACUACCACAAACAAUAGUGUUCAUACACACAUAAGCAACAAUAAUAACAACAACAAUAACAAUAGCAACGUAAAUUCUCACAAAAACAACGAACGCCCACUCAAGUGCCUGGAAACACUCGCACAAAAGGCGGGCAUUACAUUUGACGAGAAAUACGAUUUCGCCAGUCCACCAUAUCCGGAUACGCAUAUUAGUAGCGCUAGCAACAACAACACUCAUAAUAUCAACAUCAGCUAUAAGCAGCACCCCUUAGGUAGCAGUGGUGGCGUUUCGUCAUCAACAUCAACAUCAUCGGCUGCCACAGCAACAACAUCUACAUCCAUACCAUCCUCUACAUCGUCGACGUUUGUCAGCUCCUCGACAACGGUCGCUAUAAGCAAUACAACAGCGCCGCCAAACAACGUAGCAACGCAUAAAAACUUCACGCUGGAGAAAUCACAGAGUCCAGCCCAACAGGUGGCGCCCUCAUCGGUGCCACUGCAAAUCUCACCCGAACAAUUGCAGCAGUUGCAACAAUUGCAAUUGCAACAUGGCUCACCGUUCGCCACCAUACAGGUGAAACAGGAAUUUCCCACACACACUGCCACCACACAUCAGUUGAGCGCCGCCGGCGCUGCGGGCGAACUAAAGCAUGCCGGCCUACUCGAUCCCACGCAAGCAAAUCAACUGCAACAAAUGCAAAUGCAGUUGGCCGAUCCAACGGCCGGCGCACCGGGCAGUCCGGCUAAUCAGCAAACACCGAGCAGCGCUGCGGCUGCUGUUGCCGCUAUGCAACAACAACACUCGACCACCAUAAGCACCAUGUCGCCGAUGCAGUUGACCGGUCAGGUGUUGGGCGAUUGGGCGCAGGGACGCACCGUGCAGCUGAUGCCGCAGCAGACGGCGCUCAAUUCGGGUUUCAUCUAUCCACAGCUGGUCUCUGGCAAUUUGAUACACUCCAAUUUGGGUCAGCAGCCGAUACAGGUUAUUGCCAGCAAGCCGUUUCAAGGUGGCACGCCGCAAAUGAUCACGACCACCACACAGAAUGCCAAGCAAAUGAUUGGCGGCAAUGCCGGUUUCCCCAACACUUAUGCGAUCCCGUCCAGCCAGUCACCGCAGGCGCUGCUCUUUACGCCGGUGCUUGCGCAGUCGCCGCAGCAGCAACAGAACCUUUUCAAUUCCAUGGUAGCCUCAGCCGCCAAUGCACAACAGCAGCAGCAGCAACAACAACAGCAGCAACAGCAAGCACAAAACGUCAAAGCCACAACCGAUGCGCAGAAGAGUCUGCAGCAGAAAGUGGUGCAAAAGGUGACCACCACCACGAACACCGUGCAAUCGGCAACGGGCACUGCUGGUGGCGUGGCACAGCAGCAACAGCAACAGUCGACCCAACAGUGUGUACAGGUGUCACAAGCGACCAUGCCGACGCAGAUUAUUAGCCCGUUGCAGGGCGCCACCGGCACACAGCAAAUGCAAAUUGGUCCUUGGGUGCCGUUCUGGCAGAAUCCGAUCAUAAUACGCGGCACACAGCCGGACGGCACGCAGAGCAUGUUCAUCCAGCAGCCGGCAUCACAUCAAACCAUACAGGCGCAACAGCAAAAUCCGAUUACUUUGCAGUGCAACGUCGCACAGCCUGCCGCAAAGCCGCGUCAACAAAUCGAAGCGCUCGCACCCAAGCAACAACAAAGCCACCAGCAACAAGCCCAGCAGCAGCAGCAACAAACGGCUCAAGCCGUCGUAGCUGCACAACUGCAACAGCAAGCGAUCACUGCUAGCCAAUUGCAACAGCAAGUGGCACAACGCGUACCGCAAAUACUGCCACAGAAUGGCGGACAAAUACGUCCGGCCAGUUCGGUGUCGACACAAACGGCGCAGAAUCAGAGUUUGCUGAAGAAGAUGCGCACCAAGCAGCAACCCGUACGGCCGGCGCUGCCGACGAUGAAGACUGAAAACGGCCAGCCGCAGCAGGUGAAAGCGCAAACGGUCGCCACAGCGGCGGGACUGCAGCAACAGGGCGCCACCAUGCAUCAGGUUGUGACGCCGGCGGGCAAGAUGGUUGUGAUGAGCACCGGCCCGUCGAUAACCAUACAAAAUGGCCAGGCCAUACAGCAGACCACCACGACGGGGCAUGUGGAUAAGCAACAGCAACAGCAGCAACAACAACAGAUACAAAUACAACAAAUGCAGAAACAGCAGCAGCAGCAACAACAAGCGCUGCUACAACAACAUUUACUGCAGCAGCAAUUCGCCUCGGCUAUACAAAUGCAACAACAGCAGCAGCAACAACAGCAAUUGCAGCAGCAACAGCAGCCACAACAAAUACAGCUGCAGGUGGCACCGCAAACAUUCAUAACACAGCAGCAGCAGCAACAGGCGCAACAACAACAGCAACAGCUACAAACACAACUGUUGCAACAGCAAUUGGUGCAACAACAACAGCAGCAGCAACAACAGCAGCAACAACAACAACAGCAGCAGCGUGAGCAGCAGCAACAGCAACAGCAAAAUAUAAUACAUCAAAUUGUUGUACAACAACAGCCGCAGCAAGCACAGGCUCAAGCGCAUCAACAGCAGCCACAACAACAACAGACGCACCUACCAACACAAAUCGCCGGCGUACCAUUUUCGGUGUCCUCCUCAACACCAUCGAGCAUCGCAUCGUCUGCGGCCGCCGCAUUGCAACAACACGCUGUCUAUCAGUCGAAAGCUUCGACACUGCCGACCACUUCGGUGGUGACUAUUACGAAUCAGGCUGGCCCACUGGUGACCAGCACCAUUGGUAUUAAUCAGACUGCACAACUGCAACAGCAGCAACAACAACAGCAGCAAAGUUUGCUGGCAGCCUCGCUUGCUGCUUCGCAACAACAACAAGCGCAACAACAUGCACAGCAACAAGCGCAACAGCAGGCACAGCAGCAGCAUCAACAACAGCAACAACAAGCUCAAGCUUUAGCACAACAACAAGCGCAGCAGCAACAACAACAACAGCAAAAUCAAAUGGCGCCACCAGCCGCUCAACCGCUGCCGCAGCCCAGCAUUGUUUCCACACCCACACAGAGUCCACUGCUCGGCCUCACUUCCAUGAUGAACGCAUCCAUGGGUGGCCUACAGUCCUCACCGGUGACUUCAACAGCAACAGCAGCGGCCACUAUGGCAUCACCGAUAAAUAGUGGCGCAGGCGCUGGUGUGACAGCUGUGUCCUCGCUACCCGGCACGCCAAUUAAAACGCUCUCGAACGAACAACAGCAGCAACAACAACAACUGCAGCAACAACAUCAACUGCAACAGCAAUACAAAAACGCUUUAGCCGCUCAGUCGCAAGCACAUAUAGUGGUGGGCAGCAUUGCCUCCGAGGCGAAUCGCACAAUGCAAGUCACAUCGGCCACCAUAGCGGCCAACAGCAAUCAAAUGAUACAUUUGAAUAACGCCAACGCAGCGAAUGCAACUGCAGCGGCGGCGGCAGCAGAAUUGAAGGAAGCCGCAGCCAAAACAGCCAUGGAAGCGCCGAAAGUAGCUACGCCUCAGCAACAAACGGUUGAGCCAACAUCGGCCAGUUCCACCACCACCACCGGUGCGACACAACAGCAACAACAAACGGCAGCUAAUAAUGCUACCAACGGCGGCAACUCUGCAGCAGCAACCACUGCCAAUCAAGCGAACGCAGAAGCGGCUAAAGCUGCAAGUGCUAUGGACACUACGCCGGCGCCAACAACGCCAACCACACCCACCACUACCGCUGCAUCGCCAACGAAAAGUGUCGCGAAUGUGACAUCCCUUACCCAGUCCACUACACCAUCGCCAACCAAAGGUGCUCGCAAUGACAACGCCAAAACAGCCAACACUGAGGCAGAAAAGUCUGCUGCCGCCGCAUCUUCUACAAACGACGAUGGCAAUACUCAAGUUGUUAAAUCCAACAAUGCAAUCUCAAUGUCUAAGAAUAUGUCCAGCAUGGCAAACAUUAAAGUGGAAAAGGACCUACCCAAAGCCAUGAUCAAGCCCAAUGUGCUGACCCACGUCAUCGAAGGUUUAUUGAUAAAGGAAGCCGACGAACCGUUCCCGGUGACACGACAGCGUUACACCGAUAAGGACACCGAGGACGAGCCGCCCAAGAAAAAGAUAUCUUUGGAUGAAGAGACGCACAACGCGAUCAACCAAACCAACGGUGUCAGUGCGUUACCGCCCGAUAUGGUCGCCUGCGAGCAAUGCGGCAAACCCGAACACAAAACGAAACUGAAGAAGAAACGCUUCUGUUCGCUAACAUGCGCACGCCAAUCGAAGGCAUCGAUGAACGAGCAACCAACCGAGGCGCCAACGCAGAGUAACAACAGCGUCAGCGCCGCCAGCAACCAGCAAAACAAUGCCGAACAAAUGUUGUCCAACAACAGCAAGAACGCCAACGAGAUCUCCAGUAUUAGCAGCAACACAAAUGAAGCGCCGGCGCCAGAGAAAAUGCAAACGGACCAAAUUCCCUCCGCGCCGAUUACAGGCUACAGCAAUAAUGUGGCCGCCAACAACAAACACGAAAAUGCCGCGCUCGUUGCAGCUGAAGCGCAGCACGCGGCAAAUGUGGCUGCCGCAGCCAAUGCGGCGGCGGUCGCCACAGCUGCUGCUACCGCCAACGCCACGGCAGCCGGCAAUGCCAGCGCUGCGACAGCACAAGCGUCCGCUGCUGCACCCGCGGAACGACCCGCCAUGGCCGAUUGGAGCGUGGCUGAGGUGUGCGAGUUCAUACGCCACCUGCCCGGCUGCACGGACUACGUUGAUGACUUCGAGCAGCAGGAGAUCGACGGUCAGGCGUUGAUGUUGCUCAAGGAGAAUCAUCUGGUGAAUGCGAUGGGCAUGAAGUUGGGGCCGGCGCUGAAGAUCGUCGCCAAGGUGGAGUCGAUGAAGGAGCAGGCGCCAGCGCCGAAUGCUGAGAAAGAGCUGCAGCAGUAGAGGCGGCGUCUGAAGUGUGUAAAUAAAUUUUGUGAGGCGUUAAUUUAAUUGAGAAUUUAGCAUAGGCGGCGACAACUAAUUGAUAAGUAGGCUUUGUACAUAAAAUUUAGCGGAAACUGAAAAGUGUGGUUAACUGUAAAAGGAGAACUUAAAUUUAAAUGGCUUAAACUUUUUAAUUUCCUACUAAGGCAACGUGAAUUUCUGCUACUCGUAUUGUGUGGCGGCAAAGAAAGUUGAAUUAUUUACACGGCAUAAAUUGGAUUAACUGUUUUUUGGAGUAUUUGCGCUAUUUUGUUGAAUCAUAUCUUUUAUUAUACGAAAGUACAGUUUUUAUUAUUAUAUAAUUCUACUUUAUUUUUGUUCCACUUCCUUUUAAUCGCGAAAUUAGUGAAUUUAGUGCUUAAGUUCUAUUAAAAAAGUUAAUAUAAGUAAACUUUAGGUUUAGCGCUGUGUUUUGCAUGCGCGGGAGACGCCCUGGCACACAUUGAGUUGUGGAUAUUUGAGAACUCAGAAACCUACAUAUGUAAACUCAAAGAGUAUUUUUAUUUUUAUUGCCUAUUGCUAUUACAUAAUAACGACUAUGUAAUACUUAAUGUUAGUUUGUAAGCGUGUACAUGUAACUGAAUACUAAUAUAUAAUAUUGCUACUCAAGCAUAUUCGAAUUAAAUAAAUGGCAUUAACUGCAAAUAAGUUUAUGUGAACAUUUCAUAAAAGAA
Molecule: messenger RNA, 6729 nt
Organism: Bactrocera neohumeralis
Lineage: Eukaryota; Metazoa; Arthropoda; Insecta; Diptera; Tephritidae
Product: polyhomeotic-proximal chromatin protein
Exons: 6
Coding region: 872-6013 (1713 amino acids)
Cellular component (GO): PRC1 complex; nucleus
Molecular function (GO): zinc ion binding; protein binding
Source: RefSeq, a predicted model, not a curated record